AUGUUGACCGUGACCAUCGCACGCAAUGCGACCGUGCUCGCACUGAAGAAGGCCAUUGUCAAUGAGACGAAGCUCGUCAACGAUCGCUUCAACGUUGACCCAGCUACUUUGCGGCUUUACCUGACACGAAAGAACUCCGAAUGGCUCACGUACAAUCCCCACGUGGAUGCCAUUUUACGAAAUGAUGCAGUGAAGUCGCCGCCACCAGCACCCAAGAAGAUCCAUGUGUUGAUCGAACUUCCUGCGGUUGGAGUGGGCAAUCCCAAUGCAGUGUCCAACACCGACAAACUGGAAGAACUGAUUAAACUGGCCAUCUACUAA
Messenger RNA from Aphanomyces astaci, 321 nucleotides. RefSeq lists its product as hypothetical. The transcript has 2 exons. The record is from RefSeq and is a predicted model, not a curated record. NCBI's taxonomy places the organism in Eukaryota, Oomycota, Saprolegniomycetes, Saprolegniales, Verrucalvaceae. Bases 1 to 321 code for a protein of 106 amino acids.